GGUUUGCAUCUCAGGCCCCUGAACAGGGGGGCCCCAACCCCUGCGUGCCUGGACGCUGUGGGGUGUGUUCUGGGGGGAGGGUUCCCACCCUCCCACAUAUGCAGAAGCAGCAGCAGGGACCCUGAGGUGGCUGCACACAGAGGGGAUUUUUGUAGCCCUGUUGGGGCCACCAGCUCAGGGACAGCCAGUUAGGGAGCCGGGAGGAGGUGGGCUGGUAAGUUUGCGUCCUGUUUCCCUGCCCCGUGGCCCGGCCGCCUCCCCCGCCGGGCCAGCAGCCAUGGAGACCUUCUGCGAGGCGGUGCAGUUUUACCUGAAGCAUUUGGAGGACAGCGUGUACCCCGUGAUGACCGAGGAGCAGUUUGCCGUGAAGCUGUUCCCCAUGUACCGCUACUUUGUGACCGUGUGGCUGAGGAACAACAGCCCCGAGGUCAAGCUGGGGGUCAUCAAGUCCCUGCGGCCCAUGCUGAGCCUCCUCCUGCCCAGCGACGACAUGCGGGAGCAGGUCUACGACUACAUCCCCCUGCUGCUGGCGGAGUACCAGGGCAGCCUGGAGGCCCUCUUCGUCACGCAGGUGUUGAGGCAGCUCCUGGAAGCGUCAGUCACCACCAGCACCCCCAUCCCCCAAAUGCAGCUGCACACCAUUUUCACGGAACUGCACGUCCAGGUGUGUGCCAAGGCCCCGGCCCAGCAGCAGUACAGUGGCCAGAACCUGAUGGAGAUCGUGCACUGCUUCAUAGCCCUGGCCCGCUCCUACCCCAGGGAGCUGAUGAAGUUCUUCUUCAGCCAGAUGGAGACAAGCAAGGAGGCCGUCCGCGUGGGCACCUUGAGCCUGAUUAGGGCCGUGGUGGGUGCAGAAGAGCCCAGAAUGAACAUCAAGGCCAUCUACCUGGCCAUCAGGGUGGUCAAGAACAUGCUGUCCGAUUCCCGGUCUAAGGUGAGAAUGGCCAUUCUCCGCAUCAUCGGCCAGUUGGCUCUUUCUGGCUACCAGGACAGGAUCAAAGGCUGGGGCCUCAAGUAUGUGUCUGUGCAGCUGACUUUAUCCACCUACAAACUGACAAAUCGCCGGGAUAGCUUUUAUCAGAGGGACUUGGAGGAGAAGAUGGUCCACAAAGUCACCAUGGACACCGUGAGAAUCAUCACCUCCUCUGUCAGUGGGAUGACCAACGAGUUUUGGGUGAGACUCCUGUGCUACAUCAUGGAGACAGACUACAUGGAGGCCUUGACCCCCAUCUGCAUCAGCCUGACCAACCUGGCAGAGCGCCAGCUCCACGGCAAUGAUGGGGGGCCCAGCCUGACUGGCAAGAGCAGACAUGUGGACUUGCCUGCACCGCAGAAGCUGCUGGCCCGGCUCCUGGUGCUGAUGUCAUCCCCUUACAAGGGAGAGGGCCGUGGGAUAGCCAUGCUCAAUCUCCUGAGGACACUGAGCCAGAGCAUCGCACCCUCCAUGGCCGACAUGUGGGAGGUGGAGAUCCCACUGCUGGUCCAGUAUCUGGAAGAACACACUGAGUUUACUUGGAAUCAGAAGGCCUGGGAGGACAAGCUGAUUCGGUUUCUGAGAAACUCCCUCAAGAAGACCCGGGGGUCCAAUUGGAGCCUGUGCCUGAGCAAAGAGCUGAACAACCAGAUUGAGAGCUUUGACAGUCCCUCUCUGGAGAAGGGCUUUCUGUACCGGGCCUUGGGCUUCACCUUGGCCAUGGGCCUGGAGGCCGACAAGGUGGAGGUGUUGCUGCUGGAGCUGCUCUACAAGACAGACUACAGCAACGACUUUGACCGGGAGGGUGUGAUUUUGUGCUUCGGCCUGUGUGCCCGGGGCCAGGUGAAGACGGUACUGAACGUGCUCCACGACUUCGAGGAGAGGAUCCAGGAGUCAGAGCAGUCCUGGCAGAUGGGUGCUUGGCGGAAGGACCAUCCCUGGAGGCGGGAGGCUGUGAAGAGUGCCCUCAUGGUGAUGUACAGCUGCGUGGCCUCCUACUGCCACCCCCAGAUGCUCCCUCCCCACGUGGACAGCCCCAUCACUUCUAAGAUCAUUCACCACUACUCCAGCAGCUGCCAGGACGUCUGCCUGAAGAUGGCCUUCAUGAAGAGCAUUGGGCAGGUCACCUCCGCCUUAAGCAGGGUCCAGGGCCUGGAGAACUUUCAAUUUGCCCAAAAGACGACCCUCACCGGCAUUGUCAUGGGGAUCAUCAAGGCGGAACCAACAGACCACCUGGUAUCUCCCGUGCGAACAAUGGCGAUGGACACCCUCUCUCACCUGAGCAAACUAAAACCUUUCUAUUCCAUGGAGGAAAACAGUGAGCUGAUGGAUAUCAGUAUACAUUCUGUAAUUUCUCUUCAGCCUCCAGGAGAGGCCAACGAGUCCAUUAAGGUCCUGUAUGCAAAUGCUCUGAACACCCUGGCGCAGCUGAUGGAGGGGCUCAUGCAGAGGCAGCUGGACCCCAAGGGGCUGCAGGAGAUGGUGCACCUCCUGGAAAAGUGGAUCUUGUCAGAGAAAGAAUGGGAGCGGGAGAAGGCCAUGAACCUCCAUCUUCAUCUCAUGCAAGUCUACGUCCAAAGUGUUGGCGUCUGUAUCCCCCUGAAGCUGGGGCAGUUUGGUUCUCUGGUCGGCCUCAUUGUCCCGUGCACCUGUGACCCCCACAGAAGAACCCGCAUAGCCGCCAUCGAGGUCCUCUCCAGCCUGCUCGAUCUGCACGCCAGCCAGACCUGCUCCCCCUGGGGCGCCUCCAAGGAGAAGGCAUUUGCGAGGUGCAAGGAGGACCUGGGGGGCUCGGACCUGGAGAACGUUUUCUGUGCGACGUCCAGCAUCGCCAAGGCAGCUUGCAUGGAGUUCAACUGCGACGAGGUGGUCUCUCUCAUCCAGAAGCUCUGUGAGAACAUCGGGGCCGUGGACCUCCAGCAUGACAAGGCCUCCGUCACCUGGAUAAGCACCUUCCUCCGGAUGCGGGUCAAGGAGCUGGAGGACAAGGUGGCGGAGAUCCUGGGUGCCGUCCUGACCCACCUGCAGGUGGUGGCUAACCUGGAGGUGCGGCGCCUUCUCAUCGAGGGCAUCCUCCUGCUGGCACAUCACCACCAGGAGACGGUGCUCACGGUGCUGCUGAGGCAGCCCCUGCCCAUGGAGAGCCACCUGACCGAGGUGUGGCUGGCUGUGGCCGAGAACCUGCCCUUCGCCCGGGCGAUGCUCCAUGGCCUGAUGGGCCGGCUGCAGGCACGGUUCACCCCCAGGGUCAAUGCCACCUCCAAGGCGGACAUCUGGCGCCUGGCCGCGGUGGACCCUCUGAUGACCCUGUGCACCAUCCGCCUUCUCAUCGAGACCAUGGACAAGGAUGACAAGCUCCCGGACCUCUUCCCAGACCUCAUCUACACCCUCCUCCUGCAGCUCAGCGGCAGCCACGGGCCCGAGGCCUCAUCCCCUGUCCUGAAGACGUGGAGACUCGUUCAUACAGGGACCCUGCCCGAGGAGAUAAACCUGCAAAGGAUCACGAUCAAGUCCAUGCAGCUGUUGUUCCAGAGGGUCAGCAGCGAGGGCCUGGUGCGCGCUCUGCAGGAGCAGGGCGUGUGGGGCCUCUUGGAGAACAGCUCGACCUUCCUGGAAGGAGUGGGCCUGCUUGCCAGGCUGUGUGUGCAGAGCGUGGAAGGCUCCAGGCAGCGGCUGUCCGAGCUGGUGCUCCGCGGCAUGGCCUCCGACAUCCUCAGCUGCCGCAUCAGCAGCACGGCUGUCUGCGUGGAAUUGAUGAGCAACCCGAUUCUGUACCAGGAGAAGCUGCUGAAGCCAGCGGUGUUGAUGCUGGACAAGGGCGUGGACCACGAGGCCGAGGCCGUGAGGGUGCUGUCCCUGCGGGCCCUGGGCAACAUGGCCCUCGGCGCCCCAAAGCAGGUGAAGCGGUAUCGGAAGCUCUUGCUGGAGAGAUGCCUGUGCUCCCUCAGGGAGUCCACGAGCACCAGCGUCGUCUCCGAGGGCAUGGCGGCCCUGACCAAAAUCCUGGCGGAGCUCCGAGAAGGCGACGUGGGGUCCUCCUUCAACCCCAUCUCCGAGCGGUGCAGGGCUUUCUUCGACAAUGAGAGCGAGCUGCUGCGUUCAAAAGCCUUCGUCCUCUUCGGGAAGCUGGCGAAGGUGGUCUGGAUAGCAAAGAAGCAUUUCUUCAAAGUGGAAGUGAGGAAAGCCUGGGUCCCCCUCCUGCUGCACUGCGAGGACCCCUGUUCUGAUGCAGCCGCAGCAUGCACGGCCACCAUGUUUCAGUGUCUGCACUUCUGGGGCUGGAAGGCCCUCGAGGGCUCCUGUGCGCGGAGUGCAGCCAGCGCCGAGGAGAUGACGGCUUUCCAGAACACCAUGUGCUCCAUCCUGACUCAGAAAAAGCCUGCUGUUCUCCAAGACUUCUUGCUAGAAACAAUCACCUAUGUGAGAAGUAACUUGUCAAGGAUUCGAAUUGCCGCCUGCAACUUGGCAGGGAUUAUCAUGAAGCAGAUGUCGGCAUGUUACCUGAAGCAGCUGGACCUGCCGGCAUUACGGAACUCUCUCCAGGAGCUACAGCUGGACUCAGAUCCUGGGGUCCGGAGAGCAGCCCUGGAGACUCUCAAAGUCUUGGAUAACUGUAGUCAGCACUCACUUUUGGCUUCACCUGAAGGAACUUCCUAGAAGGUCCAAAAGUAAAGCAUAAACUGCCCUCUGAGAGUGCCAAAUCCUACCGGAGCAAUGCAAACCAUUUUUUAAUGUAGUUUAUAAGAAAAGCAUUGUUCUAAAACAAUACCGUAUACUUCUUUCCUUCCGUACACUAAAUCUCACUGCCAUCUGGAGUUGCGACUCCACUGUAAGGUGACAACAUCCCAGUGCCAGCCAGGGGCAAAGGGGAAGCUUCCCACCCCCAUACAGGGCUACUUCAUUCUUGCUUUUCCCCAAAGUGAGCACACACCAGACAGCCCCAAUCACAUGCAGCUCAGUUUCACAUGCGUGGUGGGGGCAGGGGGGUUCCACUGCCAGGCCCUGUGCCAAGAGGGAAGGCUGAGCUGUGGGCCAUUUCUCCCCCCGGGCCCUCACCCCAAAGGGAAGGCAGGCUCACACCCAACCAAUCCUGGGGCACCUUGGGCAGGAGGAGGGUUGCAGCCAGAGCGGAUGGGCCAUAGCAGCAGAGCAGGAGUAUCCCUUUGCUGGGAGAUAAUCCAGGUCUCACAGAAGAGGUGAUAUUUAUGCCAAACCCACCCUCACCACAGAGGCCCUAAUUUACAAAACCCACGUUUGUACGGCUGUGCUGGGAACCCAGCGAGGCCUGGGACAAAAUCUGGGUCAAAAGGAGAGAUCAGUCCCAUGUCCAGGAAACAUGUAGCGGGGAAGUGAGGAGGGGCGGGGAAAGAUUUCCUAAAUAUGGGACUUCUAAAUUUUUCCCACAUUCCGAAUUUCCCACAUUCCAAAUUUGCUGAGCAGUCCAGUCAAACAAUCCCAUGUUAAAGCUUCUCUGAACAAGGGUUUUCACAUAGUUUUGUGGCACCAUGAAACAGAUAAUGAAGUUAUAUUUUCUUCCAAGCGAUGAAGAGUCUUGCUGAUAAAAAUGCUUGACCACCACUGAUGCAGCCAGGAAUGGAUGUGCCGUUCAAUAAACAUAAUGGGAAAAGAGCUAUACCUUGGUAAAAUUAGGCCUCUGCUUUCUGUCAUGCUCAUGCAAAACAUUUCCAGAGGGUUCAGAGACCUAAACUUGAAAAGCAAAAAUUAAAAAAAAAAAAAAUUGAGAUUUCUGAUUCUGAUGGGAGGGGAGAUCUGACCAUAUUACUAAAAUGUAACUUCUGAACACUAAAAUACCAUCAAGUUAAAUGACCAAUCAUCUAGAUGGGAGAAUUGUUUUCAAUUUAUGUAAGGCUGGAUUCAUAAGUUGGACUGAUGCCAGGAUAUCCCCAGCUCAAUAAGAAACAGGCAAAGAACAACCAAUGGCUGUUUGAGGAGGCCCCUUGAGAGGCCAGCGCACGCAGGAAGUGAUGCUCACCCUCGCGUCAUCCGUAGAGAGCAAACUGCAGCCCAACUCGUUUCACACCCACCACACCCACCG
Molecule: messenger RNA, 6029 nt
Organism: Choloepus didactylus (southern two-toed sloth)
Lineage: Eukaryota; Metazoa; Chordata; Mammalia; Pilosa; Megalonychidae
Gene: MROH2A
Product: maestro heat like repeat family member 2A
Exons: 36
Coding region: 278-4630 (1450 amino acids)
Cellular component (GO): cytoplasm
Source: RefSeq, a predicted model, not a curated record